AUGAGCAACAAGGAGCGGUACGUCAGCAAAGGCUUUCUGUAUGAGUGCCGAGUCAAUCAACAGUCGAACUGUGAGAACUGUCCCGGGGUGUCGUCGGUGUCCCAUGACAUCGUCGGCUGUGCGACCUUCGAUGCCCUAGAUAACCCGAUCGAACAUCCGUUCGGUGCCAGGUGGAUUGAGCAGGGCAGUCAGUCACAGUUCAAGUUCACGAUGGAGUGUGAGAAAAACGGCUCCGAGGUGAAGAAGCGCGUCGUGCAAUGCGGCUUCGAAACGAGCACCGGAGCGGCCAGGUUCAUCGACGUCAGGUGCAUGCAGAGGAUCGGGUCAAAGCUGGUCGCCUGCAUCAGUCGACCAGACGGAAGUGUCGAAAUUCAGAUUCACCCUGUGCCUGUCGACGGCAGCAAAACCAUCACGUUGUCCAACCUGGGUCUCAGUUACUGCUGA
This is a messenger RNA of Soboliphyme baturini, 444 nucleotides long. NCBI's taxonomy places the organism in Eukaryota, Metazoa, Nematoda, Enoplea, Dioctophymatida, Soboliphymatidae. The record is from the annotation of a GenBank genome assembly.